GUUGUCGGACCCUGGGGAACGCUCCCGUUCGAGCGGGGACCCCCAUCCGACAACACGUACCCAUAGCCCCUUCCGGCCCUCUAUGGGUAUGGGUGUGUGUUGUUGGUUCGUCAAAGGAACAAUUCGCAUUCGGAGUGGGCUCGUUGUCCCGGAGGUCCUUCCACGAUUGUUCCUCCAGCGCACCCGUUGUCGGGGAACAUAUCCAUAUCCGCGGUCUCGCGGGCUGGGUCCUUGGGCGACGACCCAAUGGGUGCGGGGCGUUUGCUCGCGGGUGCCCCGCGCGGAACGUAUCCGUGUGACCGCGUGUCUACGGGAUCGCGCUCCAGAGUCCAGACCGCGAAGCGUGAAUAUGAACAUGUUCGCCGCUCCUGACGCCCCUCGUGCCCCCAAGCGUUUGUGUGGUCAACGACGACGGGUUUCUUUCCUCAUAUCAUGUUCUUCGUGGUAAUUCGCACGGUGCCUGUCUUCCCCCCCAGUUUCUUCAUCAUCUCUGCGGUGCCUGCGGGCAGUCAGCUCUCGAGGUUGUUUCGGGGCGACAGUGCAGAAUAGCCAGGCAUGCAAUCAAGGUAGCUUUUGUUGGUGGUCUUCUCCAGCAGGCCGAUCCCCGCGAAGCACUGGCUGUUCACGCCGGCCAUGAUCGUGACCGCAGGGCUCGUGCCCUUCGGCUGCCUCUUCAUCGAGAUGUAUUUUAUCCUCUCGGCCGUGUGGAGCCACAACAAGAUCUACUAUGUGUACGGCUUCAUGCUCGCCAUCCUGCUGCUGCUGUGCCUGGUGGUGGUGUGCGUGAGCAUCACCUGCACCUACGUGCUGCUUAACGCGGAGGACUACCGGUGGCAGUGGCAGUCCUUCCUGUGCUGCAGCGCGACGUCGGUGUACGUGUUCCUCUACACCAUACACUAUUUCUACAACUCGACGCAGAUGUCAGGGUUCCUGCAGACGGUCUACUACUUCGGGACGUCGUUCAACUUCUGCAUGGGGCUCGGCCUCGCCUGCGGCUCGCUCGGCUUCGCGGGCUCGUCGAAGUUUGUGUGGCUGAUAUACAGCAGCAUCAAGGCGGAGUGACGGAUGGCCCUCGCGCCCACCCCACUCCCUGGGGGGGGGCCUUUUUCCGUGCCCUCGCCGCAGGAGGGUCUCUGGGCCCACGGUCCUCUCCAUUACACCAU
Messenger RNA from Prorocentrum cordatum, 1163 nucleotides. NCBI's taxonomy places the organism in Eukaryota, Dinophyceae, Prorocentrales, Prorocentraceae. The record is from the annotation of a GenBank genome assembly.